Molecule: messenger RNA, 1448 nt
Organism: Zophobas morio
Lineage: Eukaryota; Metazoa; Arthropoda; Insecta; Coleoptera; Tenebrionidae
Product: intracellular coagulation inhibitor 2-like
Exons: 4
Coding region: 97-849 (250 amino acids)
Molecular function (GO): serine-type endopeptidase inhibitor activity
Source: RefSeq, a predicted model, not a curated record
GCCGUCAUUUGCAAGUACCGUUAAAGAGUACUUUGACUCAGAAGUCGAACUCGCCGAUUUUAAAAAACCAACGGAAACCGCAAAAAAGGCAAACGAAUGGGUCGCCGAAAUACACACGGAAAAAUCAGACAGAUCGUCACCAAAGAAUCCGUUAUGUCUUCCUGUCUGUUUCUUCUUAACGCGCUCUAUUUUAAAGGCGACUGGGAUUCACCCUUUUCUGAAAAUAAAACUCGAGAGAUGCCUUUUUAUUUGAAUGAUGAGAGCGUGGUGCAAGUGCAGAUGAUGACGGGUAGAAAAAACGCUUCCUACAAGUUCGACGAACAACUGAAUUGUCAAAUUCUGGUUUUGCCCUACUGUAAUAACGGGAUCAAGAUGGUUAUUUUACUACCAAAGGAAAAAAAUGGGAUUGGAAACCUGGAAGCUGCGUUGAGUCAGAUGGAUCUUAGUGAAAUCUUCACUAACUUGCGUCGAAGAGAAGUGGACGUGUCUUUACCGAAGUUUAAAUUCGGGACGUCCAUCGAGUUGAACGAUGUGGUAAAAGAGAUGGGGCUUGCUGUGAUGUACGACGAAGUGAACGCCGAUUUUAAGAAGAUGAUAAGAUUAGGCGCUGAGCAAAAUUUAUACGUUAGUAAAAUUCUGCAAAAGGCUUGUAUUGAGGUUAACGAAAAGGGGGCAGAAGCGGCCGUGGUUACAGUUAUAGAAAUGCAAGUCGAAGUAUGCUGUACGUACGUACAAAAGUCAAAUUAUAAGUUCGUUGUGGAUCAUCCUGCGAUUUUCAUGAUUGUUGCCGGAAAGCCUAAAAACACAAACAUUUUGUUUUAUGGAAGGUUGUACCACCCAAAGUACUAAUUAAGAAGAAAUGCAACGCAGUGAAGCAAACUGAUUUGAUUCAUAUGUACUAAAUGGUCUCAAGUUAAAGAUCAACUACAUGUCGUUUUUGGUUAUUUUGAUACGUAAAAUUGUAGCAAACAAACACUCUUGUUUUAUAAAAAAUAUAUAAUUGGAUUUAUUAUAAAUAAAUUGGUACGAGACAUCUGUUUCUUAAACUAAAUUCUCAUUUCGAUUUCUGUAUGUCACCGUAAUAGCAUCCACCUGAAGAAUAGUUAAUUUAAUGGUCCUAGCCACGAAUUAACAACGUUAUAAUUUGAACUCGCAACUUCCAAAAUUGUUUGGUUUUAAUCAAAAUGUCAAUAUACAACUGGACUGCCAGCAAUAAAACAAGACAAUUCCACGCAAGCGUGAAUCGCUUGGAAGACUUGCUCUCUGAUAUUUGGGGAAAGUAUUGAUUGGUCCACUAUAAUUUUUAUAUAACGCACAACUCUGUCAUCGUAGGUACAAAAAAAUCUAGGGAUUUCUGAGUCAAGAUUUUACCAACGAAAUUCUCCAAGGAAAUGCCGCCUUCACCAACAAGAUUUACCAAAUCCUUUCCCGGACACCCGGAAAUGUGU